AUGACGCGCUCCAGGAAAACACCCAUCCUCCUCCUCGAUGGCACCGGCGUGGUCCCGUCCCGCAUCGCCCGCCGGCUCGCUGCGUCCUCGGCCGACAAGCACCCCUUGCUAGUUGCCUCCAUCCUCGGGGAGGACCCCAACGGCGUCAAGUUCAACCUCUACGAUUCCAACACCUGGGAGAACCCCUUUGCCCGCGCACAGGAGCUGUUUGGCAGCGACAACGAAAUGGAGAGUGACGGCAUGAUCCACUCCAUCUACCUCACCGCGCCCAACAGCCCGCCUUCCAGCACCCACCAGGCAUCUCUCCUGAUGCAGUUCGUGGACUACGCCCGCCUCAAACACGGCACACGCCGCUUCGUCCUGCAGUCUGCCAGCGCUAUGGAACCCGGCGGCUUUUCGUUGGGGCGGGUGCAUGCGUACCUGCGGGAGCUGGGCCAGAGGGGAGAGGCCGAGUGGGCGGUGCUGAGACCGACUUGGUGCCAGCAGGACUUUGAGCAGCAGUGCCAUGUCAAGAGCAUCAAAGAGGAGAAUAGGCUGUACUCGGCGACGAGCAGGGGCAAGAUCCCAUGGGUGUCGGCGGAUGAUAUCGCGGCUGUGGCGGUGGAGGCCUUGACGAACAAAGAUGCCCCGAAUACAGAGUAUUUGGUUCUGGGACCCGAGUUAUUGGGGUAUGAUGAUAUUGCAAGCAUCCUCUCCUCUGUUCUUGGUCGCAAGAUUGUCCAUGUCGACCUCAGCAGUCACGACCUUGAACGUCGCCAGCAGUCAUUUGGAUGUUCAGAAGAGCAUUCGCGCUUGAUGAGCUCACUGGAUACGGCAAUCAAGUACGGGACGGAAAAUAGGACGAAUGAUGUGGUUCUUAGUAUGACUGGCAACAAGCCCAAGAGUUUUCGAGAGUACGCUGAGAGUGCCAAGCAUCUUUGGGUAUAG
Molecule: messenger RNA, 927 nt
Organism: Neurospora tetrasperma FGSC 2508
Lineage: Eukaryota; Fungi; Ascomycota; Sordariomycetes; Sordariales; Sordariaceae
Exons: 3
Coding region: 1-927 (308 amino acids)
Source: RefSeq, a predicted model, not a curated record